CAGCAGCGGCAGCAACAGGCACCAGUUUAAUUAUGGUACGGUCAUUUAAAUCCAAACAACGCGUCUGCUUUCCUCUCUCUCACGGACACAACACACACACAGAGCUGCACAGCACAAUGGUGUCUCUCUCCCUCCUCUUCCACCUCCUUUUACUCGCCUUCGUGGAUCUCUCCACCUCCACGACGGAAUACCUUAAACUCCCAUUACUCCACAAAACACCAUUUCCUACCCCACUCCAAUCCCUCUCUUCAGACCUCCAACGUCUCUCUCUUCUCCAUCACAGCCACCACCGCCACCAAAACCACCGUCGAACCUCCUCCAAAUCCCCCUUGAUGUCCGGAGCUUCCUCCGGCUCUGGCCAAUACUUUGUCUCCAUCCGCCUUGGCUCCCCACCUCAAACCCUCCUCCUCGUUGCAGAUACCGGGAGCGACCUCACUUGGGUUAGAUGCUCUGCUUGCAAGACUAACUGCUCCAUCCACCCGCCCGGAUCCACAUUCCUCGCUCGCCAUUCAACCACCUUCUCCCCAACUCACUGUUUCAGCUCACUGUGUCAGCUCGUCCCUCAACCCAACCCCAAUCCCUGCAACCACACUCGCCUUCACAGCACCUGUAGAUACGAGUACGUCUACUCUGAUGGGUCCAAAACUUCUGGGUUCUUUUCCAAAGAAACCACGACCUUAAAUACAAGCUCCGGUAGAGAAAUGAAGCUGAAGAGCAUCGCAUUCGGGUGCGGGUUUCAUGCUUCGGGUCCGAGUCUCAUCGGGUCGAGUUUUAAUGGGGCCAGUGGUGUAAUGGGCUUAGGCCGGGGGCCCAUCUCGUUUGCUUCUCAGUUGGGCCGUCGAUUUGGUCGCAGCUUCUCUUAUUGCCUGUUGGAUUAUACUCUCUCGCCUCCUCCAACCAGCUAUCUCAUGAUCGGCGACGUCGUUUCCACUAAGAAGGAUAAUAAAAGCAUGAUGAGCUUCACGCCGUUGUUAAUUAACCCUGAAGCCCCCACCUUUUACUACAUUUCCAUUAAAGGAGUGUUUGUUGACGGUGUAAAACUACAUAUUGACCCUUCUGUGUGGUCACUCGACGAGUUAGGUAACGGCGGGACAGUUAUUGACUCAGGGACGACGUUAACUUUCUUAACAGAGCCAGCUUACCGUGAGAUAUUAUCGGCGUUUAAGCGUGAAGUGAAGCUACCGAGUCCAACUCCAGGGGGUGCGUCCACUCAGAGUGGUUUUGAUCUUUGUGUGAACGUGACGGGCGUGUCAAGACCGAGAUUUCCAAGACUGAGUUUGGAACUCGGUGGUGAGUCGUUGUAUUCGCCGCCGCCAAGGAACUAUUUUAUAGAUAUAAGCGAGGGAAUCAAGUGUUUGGCGAUUCAACCCGUUGAGGCGGAGAGUGGUAGGUUUUCGGUGAUUGGGAAUCUGAUGCAACAAGGAUUUUUGUUGGAGUUUGAUAGGGGCAAAUCUCGGCUCGGUUUUUCACGUCGCGGUUGUGCUGUCUCGUGAUGCGAAACGGGGUCAUUUUCGUUUCGUAAUUCUUCCCUUUCCUUUUUCUUUUUCAGAGAAAUUUGUGAUCAACUGUCGUUAAAUACUACCCCCUAAUAUUAAUUAUCGUUUUUAGA
This is a messenger RNA of Populus trichocarpa (black cottonwood), 1609 nucleotides long. Its product is annotated as aspartyl protease family protein 2. The transcript has a single exon. Gene Ontology annotation, biological process: proteolysis. The record is from RefSeq and is a predicted model, not a curated record. Gene Ontology annotation, molecular function: aspartic-type endopeptidase activity. The coding region runs from base 33 to 1493 and encodes 486 amino acids. Lineage: Eukaryota; Viridiplantae; Streptophyta; Magnoliopsida; Malpighiales; Salicaceae.